CGUCAACUCGUAUCACAUGACUUGAGUUGAGCAACAACUAAAGGAGAAGACCUGCUCCACUUGAUGAUCUAAUUGUAACAGAUUGUGGAAAAGCAUUACUGAGACAAGACAACAACACUGGGCCAAUCAGGAGAGAGAAGACAGAAAUGAUGGAGGAUUCUUUAUAAAAUUAAGAAAAUUAUGGGCAACUCUGACCAUCCUCUUCAUGAGACCGUCUUGAAAAAACACAGUAUCAUCAGUCAGAGGCUUCUUCAAAUUGCUGUAACACAGACCGCUACAAGAGAUCUUUCCUGCCAACAGCAAUCAGCCAUCUGCAAUAACUCUGUGAAGAAUCUGAAUUGAUGAGCUACAACAUUUAAUUUUCCUUUUGGAGCAAUAAAGUAUUUUUGAAUUUAAUUUUGAAUUAGAAUUUUUUUUACUAAUUUAGGCUUCACGGCAGAGAGACGUUUUCCCAUUUGGCGGACUGACAGUUAACAAUGAAAGCAGAAAUAUAAUGUCGCACCAGUUGUGAACUUAGACUGGUUGGCCAGUAGGUGGCAGCAUACGGCGUGAUGAACAAGAAAAUACAUCUAUUUUCUUGUUCAUCUUGGUAAAGUUCAACACUUUACCAAGUGUAAAGACAACACUUUACACUUGGUAAAGUGUUGUCUUCAAAAUUCAACUUUACUGAUCCCAAAGGGAAAUUAAAUGUUGUUGUGAGUCACACAGAUUUGGUUAAUGAUAACAUUACCCAAACCACGAAUUUCAGUAAUUACAUUCAAACUAAUCAAACUCAAUUUCUCAGAAAAUAAUCCUAAAUAAUAACUAAUUAAAAUGGAUUUUAAACACAGAAAUAGUCUAAUUAUGGUAAGGCUGAACAAUAUUACAAUAUCAUGAAAUAAGUGUCUUAUAUCUGUAUCAAUAAUGUUUUUGUUAGUUUUUCUGUUUUCAAUAUUUGGAAUACAUUCUUGUUUUAUCCAUAGUUUUCACAUCACAAUGCUUUUUAAUUUCUUUUUUUUAUUUCUAAGCAAUUAUGAGGAAUGGAGGUGAAACCAGAAACUGCUGCUGCGCAAGUGACUCAACAGGCUGUUGCUAGGUAACCAAAGAGCGAGAACAUUAUUUGAUUCCACCAACCUUGCUUAGCUAGAGAGACGUUGAGUUGGCGUCAGCUGGGUCAACAGGCCCGUUUCCCCUUUUUCUGUUUUCGGACACAAUGUUUCCUUUUGACCUGUGGUCCUCGCACCCUGCUGUGCCAGUCCAUUGGCUCCCCAGUGUGGAUUUCAGCCUUGGUGACAUAUUACCAGCUGAACUGUCUCCAAUAGCCAUCAGCUAAGCCGAGCAGCGUUCAGCCGUAAAGUUUGUUUUUAUUCAAACUUCAGCAGUUUUCUAGUUGUUCUGCUGAGGCAGUGACAUCAAUGUGUGACAUCACGCAAAUUGAUGUCACAAAGAGCGAUGCACACUUUGUGGAGCUAGAGGGCAUCACAGAGCUGCACGCUUGAAUUCUACGGUCAUAACCAUUGAAGAAGAGAGACAGAGAGCACGUAGUAGUAUCCUAACAAGAGAUUGAAAAUGAAAGCUUUUCGAGAUAAAGAGGCAAAUUCUAACACACAAGUAAAGAAAAUCAUUGAGAAAUUUUCGGAUUUGUCCAGAGAAACGGGAUCAACAAUAAGUCGCAGCAGUAAGACAUCAUCUUGUGAUUCUGGGAAGGAAAAAGUACAACAGACAUUAGCUGAAGAGACACAGAAGCUCCAUGGAAUAUUGAAAGAAGUUGGCAUGAUGUCCAUUGUAAAACAGUCUCUGAUUGAAAGAAAUGAGGAGCUGAAGAUGCAAGUUCUGAACAUAGAACAAGCUGCAUUUGAAAAAGACAAUCUGCUUCGAGACAAAGAUGAGAAAUUAAACAAACUGUUCCACGUAAACAGAACGUUAAAGGAGAACAACACCACCCUGGAGCAGAAUACCACUGCCUUGGAGAACAAAAGCACCUCCCUGAAGCAGAGAAUCAAUGCCCUGGAGAAGGAAAAAAACACCCUGCAGCAGGAAAAAACUGCCCUAGGGCAGAAAAGCACCGCUCUUCAGCAGAGAAACAAUGUCCUGGAGAAAGAAAAAAAUACGCUGGAGCAGGAAAAAACUGCCCUAGGGCAGAAAAGCACCGCUCUGGAACAGAGAAUCAACGCCCUGGAGAAAGAAAAAAGUACCCUGGAGAAGGAAAAAACUGCUCUAGGGAAUAAAAACACGACUCUGAAACAUAUAAACCAUGCCCUGGAAAGGGAAAGAAAUACCCUGGAGAUGGAAAACACAAUUUUCGACGAGAUAAACACCGUCUUGGAGCAGAAAAGAGCCUCCUUGGAGGAGAAAAGCAACUUCUUGGAACAGAUAAACACCGCCCUGACGCUGAGAAGCACCUCUCUGGAGCAGAAAUGUUCUAUCUUGGAGAAUAUCAACACCACCUUGGAGCAGGAAAACGAGAUCCUGGAGCAGAAAAAUACUGACUUAAAGAAUAUGAACAUCGACCUGCAGCUUAAACUGGAGCAGCUGAACCAGCAGCCACCUAAACAGAAAAUCAGCGAAAACAUCAAAUCAGUUUCAGAUCAGCUACAGAAGCAGCCUAUAUUCAGACGUGUCAUCAGUGGCGUCUCCAAUACCUUCCUGAAAAUGUACCAAACAGGUACUAUCAGGUACUGGGUUGACACUUGGUACUGCUAAAUAAAGAAGUGUGAUGAGGGCUCCAAGCUUCAUGCUUGAGUAUCUGUGGCAGAAAGGCUAGAGGACAACAGAACUACCGUGUCAGGGGAGCUUGACACUUGGGGACUUAUGGUGGAAAAGCUUAACGCUUGAAAGAUGUUGACAGGAGAGCUUGAGGCCCGCAGGACUGCGGUGCCAUGGGAACUUGAGGCCAUCGAACACAGGUCUCCUUCGUCACCAGACAAUUCCUUUGUCGCCAGGUCAUCAGACCCUUAUUUAUCUUAUGAACUCUAGUUUUGCUUUUAUUUUAGUUAGGCGUCAGAUGAAGAGCUUGGGGUCAGCAGAGCCUCCCGGCCUGCCUCCAGGGCUUCGUAUCAAGUCCUGUUGGUCUCCAGGCUGACCUCCAGGGCUUCAUGUCAAGUCCUGUUGGUCUGCAGGCUGACCUCCAGGGCUUCGUAGCGAGUCCUGUUGGUCUCCAGGCUGAC
Xiphophorus maculatus (southern platyfish) is the source of this 3146-nucleotide messenger RNA. Its product is annotated as myosin-J heavy chain-like. The transcript has 2 exons. NCBI's taxonomy places the organism in Eukaryota, Metazoa, Chordata, Actinopteri, Cyprinodontiformes, Poeciliidae. Bases 1549 to 2682 code for a protein of 377 amino acids. The record is from RefSeq and is a predicted model, not a curated record.